ACCUGCCCCUUUAACGUUGUGACAAUGGCUGGACUUGUAAACGAGAAUGGACUGAUCUGUUUUUAUUUGCUUAAAAUAAAUGUAUAUGUUUUAAAAUAAGGAAAGGCGUUUCAAAUACCCCAGUGCAAUAAUUUCAAUGAUUUGGCAGUGAUGAUGGAUCAGUCUUCUUCCAGCUGCAGCAGCACCAGUCACUGCCUCCCCAGUCUGCCCAGUAAGGCCAGUAUGAGCAGCAGGCUGGUGCAUGUGGAUUUCCCCGAGGUGCCGGUGUCAUUAUUGGAGAGUCUGAACCAGCAGAGGCUGGAGGGGCAGCUGUGUGACCUGAGCAUCCACGUGCAGGGCCAGGAGUUCAGGGCUCACCGCUGUGUGCUGGCAGCUUCCUCGCCGUACUUCCACGACCAGGUCCUCUUGAAGAACGUCUCCUCUGUGGUCCUCCCCUCUGUCAUGGACCCCCUGGCCUUCGAGAGUGUGCUGGGCUCCGCCUACACGGGCAGACUGAGCAUGUUCACUGACGAGAUCAUCAACUACCUGACGGUGGGCAGCGUGCUGCAGAUGUGGCACGUGGUGGACAAGUGCUCCGAGCUGCUGAGGGAGGGCAGGGGCCAAGGGAACAGUCAGCUCACCGGCAGCAGCAGGGCAGCGGAGGGGGGGGACCAGCUGGGGAACAGCCAGGCAGGCAGGCAGGGAGGGCACUGCUCCAGCCGGGCCAGCGAGAACCAGUCCCCUAGCAGCACCAACUACUUCAGCCCCAGAGAGGCAGGCUCGAGUGGAGGGAGCAGCGUGGGAGCCGGGGGGCUGGCGGGUGGGGCAGCCCGGGGGGACGGGUACGGGAGAGCGGGGGAGGACUCUUUCACCGAAGAGGGCGAGGAGAUGGCGUAUCAGCACAGCUCGAGCUCGCGCAAACGACCCGGCCGCUUCGCCCGCAGGAGGAAGCUGAGGGAGAGCGAGGAGGGGGGGCUGGACUCGGAGCUAGAGGACAGCAGCGGCCCCUCCUCCUCCUCCACCCUGCUUCCGGGCGGAUCGAAACGCCCCGCCUACGUGCAGCCCAGCAUCAUGCCCCGCAAGCAGUGGGUACUGGUGAAGAAGGAGAGGCCAGCUCCCCUAGAGGAUCUGCUGCUGACCUGUGACGACGAGGAGGGGAGUGAGGGGGGCAGGGCGGGGGCAGGGUCAGGAGCACUGGUGUUUGAGGGGGGCAGUGGAGGGGUGUGCCCGUGUUCGAGGGGGGCAGGGGGGCGGGUGGGGGUGCUGGGGUUUGAGGCAGACAGAGAGCGCACUCAGCUCAGUAUCUCCAAUGUCAGGACUCUGUCUGGGAUGGAGAUGCAGUCAGAGCCGGAGCAGGGGAAGGGAGGCGGAGGAACUGGGCACAGAAGAGACCUGCUGGAUGAGCAGGUGAAUUUCUGCGAAUCCUCCGAGGACUACGUCCAGUUCGAGACGGCCAGUGGUCUGACUGGGAGCACUGGUUCGGGCAGCAUGGAUGACCAGAACCAGCCCCACCAACACCUUCACCACCAGCAACUGGGAAACGAAACCAGUAUAGUGAGAAGCAGCAGCAGCAGCGGUGGCGGGGGCAGCAUUGCUAACCAGACAGGACUGCAGUUCAACCCCCAGAGAUCCCUGCUGCCCAUUGACAUGCAGGGCAACCAGAUCGUCGUGUAUCAGCAGCCGAGCCAGGUGGCGCUGCAGCUGGCAGGGGCGGAGCACGGGGCCGUGCAGGUCUCCCCGCACGCGCAGGACGGGGGCAAGAUAUUCAUGUGCCACUGCGGCAAGACGUUCACGCACAAGAGCAUGAGGGACCGCCACGUGAACAUGCACCUCAACCUGCGUCCCUUCGACUGCCCCGUCUGUGCCAAGAAGUUCAAGAUGAAGCACCACCUGACUGAGCACAUGAAGACGCACACCGGCCUCAAGCCCUACAACUGCGACACCUGCUCCAAGAAGUUCAUGUGGAGGGACAGCUUCAUGAGGCACCGCAGCCACUGCGAGCGGAGGAGCGGGGCUGGGGCGGGCUGCGGCGCUGAGGGGCCGGUCCCAGGCGGUCUCCUGCACCACCAGCACGGCAUGGCCGGGGCUGCUACUGGGAGCGGGCUGGUGCUGGGCAGCUCGUCAAGCGGCACUGGGAGCGCUGGUCCCGGUGGGACGGUGCUGGUGGUCUCCCAGCAGGGCGGUGCUGUUAAUAAUAACAACAACGGGGGCAGCGUCACGUAGAGUCUCGUUUGUUAUCAUCGGUGUGUGUUUCUGUGUGGGACUGGGGAGCGAGGGGUGGGGCUUGUAUCCGAGGCAUUAAGGCCGCCAUACACGGGACACGUUGAUAAAGAAUCGUCUGCUGAUAUCACGCGGUAAAAGUCAUUCGUUAUGGUUUGUGCAUUUGCAAAUACUCUUCUGGAAAUACAAAGGUUAAAGACACCAUAGAAAGUGUGAACGUGAGUGAGGGUUGGGUAUUACAAUGUGAUGAUAUUGGAGAUGCACACAUUUUGUGAACUCGCUGGUGCCAGUCUUCCAUUGAUAAAUGAGUUAACCACUCACUUUCCCCAGCAACUCAUCAAGUGUGGCAGGAUCCGUCCUGACAAAACUACUGUAACCACACAAAGCCUGCUGGUGCAGCUCUGCCACUCAGUUCGUAAAAGCCCCCUCUUUCCUCCCUGUUUUGAAUCAUUUCUCUAAAUCAGAUGUUCCUAUACCACUUUCUGCUUUCCAACCUCUUUAUCAUCACAACAGCAACAGCUGCGGAAGCACGUGAAGCCCUCCGUUCUUCAUUGGCCAUGGUGUCUUGCUAGACGACAACAUUGCUCCGUGCAUGGUGGCCUGUAGACAUCCUGUUCUGUUUGCAGGAGGUGAGAGGAGGGAGAAAGGUGAGGAAUAAGAGAGGGUGUUUGGGAUCAGAUUUUAGUCUGUUGCUGGUAUGUUUCUGUUUUUUUUUUUUUUUCUUGGGAGGGAGAGGGGAUGAGAGUGAAGUAGAGGGAGGGGCCCGCCUGCCAUUGAAUGUGCUUGUAAAUAUCCUGUACAGCUCAUAUGAUAACCAUAUAGAUACCUAACACUGUAGAUGUAGGAAUGUGUUGUAUAUUGUGGAAAUACAGAAAAAAUAAGUACAAUCUGCUAUAUUUAGACUGACAAACACUCAUUAAUAAUAAUAAUAAUAAUAAUAAUAAUAAUAAUAAAUAAUAAUAAUAAUACCCCGUCCUUUGGAUGAGAUGUAAAUCCGAGUGUUGUAAGUGACUCUGCAGCAACUGUUGUGAUGUAUAGUUUCGUUUCUAGGGACGAGUUCGAAGGUUCGCUCACUAGCCAGGAAUUCGAAGAUAAAACCUUCGAAGGUUCGUUGACUUGCAUUCACGCAUUGUAUGUUUUCUUUCUUUUUCUGUUAACAAUACAUGAAUACUGUAAAUCACACAUUAAACAUCACUCGCAUGCAACAUUCAAUCUUUUUGAUUUGUAGAAUGCAUAUUACUUAAAAGUUGUUAUUAAAAUCUGCUACCAAAUCAUUAUACAUAGUAACCCUAUAUGGCGCUGCUGCCGUGUAUGGAGCAGGGUACAGUAUCCAGCGCACUGAGGGGUACCUAUAGGGGUUGUAGUGCUUCAGUAAAAUAUGUACUGAAUACCUUGUGUACAAGACAGUGUCAGAGAAGUGCUAUGGUAGAAUGAGUUUGAAAUAUACAAACUAUACGCUAACACUAAUGAUUUUAAUUUCAAAAACAGAGCACUGUCCGUCCCUCUCCCGCUCCAGCUUGUGUUAUCCAGAGGCAGACCUUUCAUUUCUCCAUUCGCUGUCCUGACUGCAAAGCGUUGUGUGGCGUAAGCUGUAUUGAAACUAAUGUCUCGAAACCCCUCUGCUGGCUGGGAUUUUUUUGUUAAAUGCCCAGACGACCAAAAAGAAAGUUGAAUGCAAACUGUGCAAGCAGCCUCAAUUACACGUACGUAAACAACGUGUAUUUUUAUUUAAAUUAUAAAAACAUGAUUGCUGUUCUAUAGAAUGUAUUUUUAAACUACAUGUGAA
This is a messenger RNA of Polyodon spathula (Mississippi paddlefish), 3985 nucleotides long. Its product is annotated as zinc finger and BTB domain-containing protein 22-like. The transcript has 6 exons. Lineage: Eukaryota; Metazoa; Chordata; Actinopteri; Acipenseriformes; Polyodontidae. The coding region runs from base 151 to 2202 and encodes 683 amino acids. Gene Ontology annotation, biological process: regulation of transcription by RNA polymerase II. The record is from RefSeq and is a predicted model, not a curated record. Gene Ontology annotation, molecular function: protein binding; RNA polymerase II cis-regulatory region sequence-specific DNA binding; DNA-binding transcription factor activity, RNA polymerase II-specific.